GAGUGGGUGGGGCCAGCAAAUACCUCCUCCCCACAGGUCCUUAUCUUACUACCUAUACUUUCUUAGCCCCUACUCUCUCCAGACCUGAGCAGACCCAACCAAGUCCGGCAGAGUGAGGAAGAGGCCCGCCUCUGCCUUACCGGUGUCCUCCGCGGUGGGGGCCGGGUGGUGGUACCAGAGCGGGAGGUGGGAACAGAGCAGAGACUAACCCAGAAGAGUGGAACAGAGAGCAGCUCUGGUCGCGGCCGGGAGUACACCCUGAAGUGCUGUGGGGGCCACCAGGGGAACUGUGACCUGGCCAGUUUGGGAUGUGACCUAGCUAUUCUGAGAUGUGACCCUCAGCCCUCGCCCAAUGCGGACCUUCCGGCACCGCAGGAGGGCUGCCGCGAGUGGGCUCCGGGCGCCCUGGUUCCUGCACCUGGUGGCAUGGCUCCUGCUGUUCCACGUUCUGCCGGAGUUGUCAGCUCAUUGUAUCAGUAGUGGUUUACCUAAACCAACCAAUGUCACUUUUUCAUCUGUAAAUAUGAAUAACAUUCUACGGUGGAAUUCACCAGAGGGCUUAGGAGGAGCUGGAGUUGUUUACACUGUGCAGUAUCUGAUAUAUGGCCAAAAGAAAUGGCUGAAUAAAUCAGAAUGCAGAAAUAUGAACAUAACCUCCUGUGACCUCUCCUGUGAAACUUAUGACUAUGAAGAACAAUACUAUGGGAGAGUUAAGGCCAUCUGGGGGAAAGAUUGUUCCAAAUGGGUAGAAACGGAACGUUUUAAUCCAUGGUCAGAAACACAAAUUGGCCCCCCAGUGGUUGCUUUGACUCCUGGUGAAAAAUCCAUAUCAGUCAUUCUGACGGCCCCUGAGAAGUGGAAGAUAAAUCCAGAAGACACUUCUGUAUCCAUGCACCAAAUCUACCCCAGUCUGAAAUAUAAUGUAUCAAUCUACAACACAAAAGCAAACAAAAAGUGGUACAAAUUUGUAACAAAUCACACGUUGGAGCUACCCCAGCUGGAGUCGAAUACUCUCUAUUGUGUCAGCGUGCAAUCCUAUGUCCUGGGACCACUUCGAAAUUCUAAGCCUUCAGAAAAGCAGUGCAUCACUACCUUGAAAGAUCAAACUUCAGAGCUGAAAGUAAAAAUCAUCCUUUGUUAUGUUUUGCCCAUUUCUGUUACAGCAUUUAUUUUUUUAAUAAUAGGCUAUUCUAUGUACAGAUAUAUACAUGUGGGCAAGGAGAAACAACCAACUAACUUGGUAUUGAUUUAUGGAACUGGAUAUGACCAAAGACUUUUUGCACCAGCUGAAAAAAUAGUAGUUAACUUUAUUACCCUUAGUAUUGUGGAAGAUGCCAAGACUUCCUCAAAGGAUAUGAAUAUAAUGGGGAAAAACAGUGAUAUUCCUGACCCAAACACUGUUAAGAAUAUGCAGGGCAAGAGCCAUCAGGAGGAAUCAGAAGUGAAGCACUUGGGGUAUGCUUCAAAGGCAAUGGGCAUUUUUUGUGACAGUGAAGAAACUUUACACUGCCUUUCAACAGUUCAACAAGAAUUACUUUGUGCUUCAAAAACAAAAGAUGAACCCAUCAUUGAAUAUGAGUUUGAUGUAAGACCUGGGGACAUCGGGAUAGAUCAUCAUGAUCAGGGAAUUAACUUGCAGGAUGGAAUACCCUUUCAGGGCAAAGUAAUGCUUGACUCUGAGAUUGCUUUAGCAAAUUUUGGCCAAGAAGCACUACUUGGUUCAUAUAAUCCACAACUAAGAAAUCUCCAACAGAGAACACAGGAAAACACAGAGACAAAGGAGCAAGAGGAAGAUGAGGAGUCAAGGAUACUCGUAGACUGGGAUCCACAAACAGGGAAACUAUGUAUACCAUCUCUAUCUGAUUGUGAACAUGUGGUAGAGGAGAAAGGAAGUGAACACUCUGAAUAUAAUGAGUACCCAAGUGAGGGACUUCUGUCAAAACUCUAUGAUGCACAGGUACCCCACAAAUCACCCCAAGAAAAUGAAACCUAUCUCAUGCAAUUCAUGGAGGAAUGGGGACUUCACAUCCAAAUGGAAGACUAGCUUUAGAAGCUUAGACUAUUUGUAAUGUUGAUAUUGUUUCAUCUAGGUAGUACAAUGGAUAGAGAGAGCAUUGGGCCUGAAGUCAGUAAGACUCAUCUUCAUGAGUUCAAAUCUGGCCUCAGAUACUUAAUAGCUAUGUGACCCUGGGCAAGAAACUUCUCUUAACUCAAUUUCUUUAUCUGUAAAAUGAGCUGGAGAAGGAAAUGGCAAACCACUCUAGUAUCUUUGCCAAGAAAACCCCAAAUGGGCUCAUAAAGAAUCAGACACAACUGAAAAACAACUGAACAACGACAAUAUUGUUUCCAGGUGCAUAGAUGCAGGCAGAUGAAUUAAACUUCACUAGAAUAAAUCACUUCAGAGAAAAAGAUCAGUUUUUAUAAGCAGAUUUUCCUCCCAAAAUUCAAACUAUUUGUUUACUCAAUUGGUAUUAGGUCAUGUUUCCUAAUAAGCCCAUUGAUAUCAAUUCAUUGAGUACCUAUCAUGUAUGGGAUUAUGUAUUUCAUAUAGAUCCUCCUAAAGUUCUUAUUUCAUCCUAAUAUCAAUAAUAACUUAUGUCUCCAUUGCAUUGAAACAUGUACAAAAAUCCUUUUUUCCUGGCUAUGAGGUCAUUAUUGUUGAACAAGUACUAUUUAUUGUCCUCAAUUUACAAUUGAAUUCAGAGAAAGAACCUUAGGAAAUGCUUACAAAUUAAGUUCACAAGUCAAUCAUUGAUAAAUGACUUAUAGGAAACACUCUUGUCUCACGUGUCAUUAAUGACCUAGUUUCCCUCCCAGCCAAGUAAAUAGGUCACCUCCUUUCAAAAUUUGUAAUAGGACCAUAACAUUUUGAUUAACAGUCUAACACUGACUUUUAGGUAUUUCAAACAUUACUCCAGCUUUACUAAUAAGACUAAUAAUCCCUUUUACUUGGAUAGUCCCUUACGGUUUACAAAAGUAUUUCACAUGCCUUUAUCUCAUUUGAUCCUUAAUGAGUUCACUCCUAGGAUGUAUAGAAGUCCAUGAAAUUUUAUUAUUAUUCCUUUCCAAUUCAGAAUCCUUUUUAGAGAAUUAAUAAUACUAUACUAUAAGUUUGUCACAAUCCAUCAACUCCAGUGUGUGAAAAGGUCAGAUCCUGUGCUAAAAUAUUACAUUUGUUUCUGAAGUUGUAUUCAGGGGAAACAUUUGCUGCUAAACUGCUCUAGGAGUUGAGCCAUGAUGUUACAGUCAUAAUAUCAAGUGCUUGAUUUGGACUGGUAUCACUCCAAUAGAAUGGCAGCUCUUUGAAGAGAGAAGAGACUCUGUCUUGGGUUUUUUUCUUGGCAUCCUCAGCAUCUAGCACAAUGACUUGCACAUAGUAAAUGUUGUUGAAAUGAAGUAUACAUUUUUUUGCAAUUAAAUCAUAUAUCAAAUCAAGC
Molecule: messenger RNA, 3437 nt
Organism: Monodelphis domestica (gray short-tailed opossum)
Lineage: Eukaryota; Metazoa; Chordata; Mammalia; Didelphimorphia; Didelphidae
Gene: IL20RA
Product: interleukin 20 receptor subunit alpha
Biological process (GO): cytokine-mediated signaling pathway
Cellular component (GO): plasma membrane
Molecular function (GO): interleukin-20 binding; cytokine receptor activity
Source: RefSeq, a predicted model, not a curated record